GGCUGCGAGCUUAAAGCAGAUAAGGAGUAUCAGUUCAAAGUAGAUGAUGAAGAAAACGAACAUCAGUUGUCUUUGAGAACGGUUACUUUGGGGGCUGGAGCCAAAGACGAAUUACAUGUCGUAGAAGCAGAGGCAUUGGACUAUGAAGGCAACCCUAUUAAAGUAGUACUGGCGUCUCUGAAAAUGUCAGUGCAGCCUACGGUUUCAUUAGGUGGCUUUGAGAUCACGCCACCAGUGGUUUUGAGGUUGAAAUGCGGUUCAGGGCCUGUCUAUGUCAGUGGCCAACAUCUCGUAGCAUUAGAGGAAGAACCAGAGUCAGACGAUGAGGAAGAUGAUACAAAAAUUGUGAACACUUCAACAAAGCGACCAGCAACCGGAGGAGGAGCUAAAACACCACAGAAAAAAGCAAAAUUAUCAGAAGAUGAUGAGGAGGAUGAUGAAGAUGAUGAUGAUGAGGAGGAUGAUGAUGAUGAGGAUGACUUAGAUGAUGAUGAGGAAGAAAUAAAGACACCAAUGAAGAAACCUGUCCGUGAGCCUUCGGGAAAAAAUAUGCAGAAAGCAAAGCAAAAUGGAAAAGACUCUAAGCCGUCCACACCAGCACCUAAAUCAAAAACUCCAGAUUCCAAGAAGGAUAAAUCUCUAACUCCAAAAACACCAAAAGUCCCUCUGUCAUUAGAGGAGAUUAAAGCAAAAAUGCAAGCGUCCAUAGAUAAGGGUUCUUCCCUUCCUAAGCUGGAACCCAAAUUUGCCAACUAUGUUAAGAAUUGCUUCAGGACGGAGGACCAGAAGGUCAUUCAAGCUCUCUGGCAGUGGAGACAGACUCUGUAAGAAAAGAAAACAGUUUAAACAGUUCAUUAAAAUCUUCAGUCUUAUUUCUGUAACCAUUAUUUGGCUGUCCUUUUUACAAAUGCUGAAAGAGCUUUCCCUAUUUCCCCUACCGUGUCUGAUAAAUGUCAUCCAGAAUACUUUGCCAAGAAUGUGUUGUCCAAAAUGCCUGUUUAGUUUUUAAAGAUGGGACUCCACCCUCCGCUUCCUUUUAAGUAUGUAUGGAAUGUUUUGAUAAGGCAUGGUGGUGGUGGUGGUGGUCAGACAAAUGGAAAUGGUGGGGAGACUAAAUGUAUGUGGAAAAAAAAUAAAAUUUAGUAUUUUAAUAAAGUA
Antrostomus carolinensis (chuck-will's-widow) is the source of this 1158-nucleotide messenger RNA. It is a transcript of the gene NPM1, whose product is annotated as nucleophosmin 1. Gene Ontology annotation, biological process: ribosomal large subunit export from nucleus; ribosomal large subunit biogenesis; ribosomal small subunit export from nucleus. The transcript has 10 exons. Lineage: Eukaryota; Metazoa; Chordata; Aves; Caprimulgiformes; Caprimulgidae. Gene Ontology annotation, molecular function: histone binding; chromatin binding; RNA binding. Gene Ontology annotation, cellular component: nucleoplasm; ribonucleoprotein complex; centrosome. The record is from RefSeq and is a predicted model, not a curated record. The annotation marks the transcript as partial.